Messenger RNA from Gigantopelta aegis, 2355 nucleotides. RefSeq lists its product as uncharacterized. NCBI's taxonomy places the organism in Eukaryota, Metazoa, Mollusca, Gastropoda, Neomphalida, Peltospiridae. The transcript is spliced from 13 exons. The record is from RefSeq and is a predicted model, not a curated record. Bases 143 to 2002 code for a protein of 619 amino acids.
UGACACUACCGACCUGUUAUUGGCCGAGUUUUAAAUAGGUCGGGGAAUUCCCCUCUUGUGCUUUCCCACAACUACAACAACAAGGUUAGCACCGAUCGGUCGUUUUCACGUUCAAGUUCUUUAUUACGUAGAUCAGUAGGCUAUGGCGGAGAAAGAGCAACAUGCAACACGUGGAGAGAGUUUGACAGAAGAGUUACCGGCGCAUCUACACACGAUGGAGGAGGAGUUAACACGCCUAGAGGAGGCACUUUUCGAUUUGGAGAGUUACUUGACGCAUGAUGAAGAACACCUUGAGAGGUUACACGAGAUGAGCAAACAUAUUAUAUCAAAGAUCAGACGUGAGAUGUCCGACAUUAAAGAUGAGAUCGACAGAUUGUCCAGUCCGCCAAAGUCGUAUUGCAGUCCUCCAACUUUGCUGAAGACUGAUGAUAUUUUUCAAGAUGUUGAAAACGCAAACCAGCUGGCUUCCAUAAGCUUGAGACAUCAGUCCACGGAGGAGUACAAAAGUCAAGUACUGAAGAAAAUAAACGAAGCGUUUUUCCUCUAUAUUCAACUACGGUCUCACUUGCUUGACAUCCAUUAUAGACAUAGUCUUAACCGAUAUGGUUACAUGAGUGGAAUGACGUUGUCCGCCAAAGAGGUGAAAGCUCAAAAAAGCAGCCUGGAGAAGGAAAUGCGAAACAUCAGUAUAGUCAUAAACAAGCAAGGUAACACAACCGUAUCGUUCGCGUUGAAUGCCAAUCCCACAAAAGAAGAUGUCCAAAAGGAAGAAACCUGUUUGCCCAUUAAAAAACCAGACGAACUAAAAGACACGUCAAAGACCGAAUCACGUACAGACGAGACUGAAUCACGUACAGACGAGACCAGUAGUGCAGAACAACAGAGUGUCGCCAUGGGCAACAGACCUUCUGUCCGUCAGGAACCGACUCUGAUGUCUGCAAACAUCACACUGAAAUCAGACGACCCGGAUGAAGAUGACGCCGUCAUCUUGAAGAGGUUCAUGGAUCAGAAAGACUUGAUAGAGACGAUUCUGAAGAAAUAUGGUCUUGUACUAUGCGGCAUAGAACAAGGAUCUGUGAUUCUGCGAGUGAUUGGAACACAACAAGACAUAACGAGUCUCUCUAACUCCCCUGUGAUGUCACAGCUGAUGGCAGAUUUAAACAGACUGUCAAGAGACAGUUUCACCAUAGAGCUGGAAAUUAAAAAUUCUACAGAACAACAAACGUCCAUCUUUGGUGAGAUUGUGAACUGUCAGGUUGGCGAUCAGUGCAAAAUGGUCGUCAAAAACUGCCAAUCAGGAGAGGAGCGUGUUGAAAGAAUGGCUUCUGAGCCCAGCAUAAAGAUUCUGUAUGAAUCAAACGAAUCGAAAAUGAUUUUUGAAUCUGGAGACUGUGACGUUCGGCGGAAAGUCUGGCAAACUUUGUUUGCCCUGGUUCCUGACGAUGCCAGAGUUCAGAAGAAACCCGACAGCAUUGAAGUACAGCUAAAAGCACCUACAGGUCAAACUGUGUAUAACAUCACCAGGUCUAUUGUGGACAAUCCUGUGAUUAAAGAUCUUAUCAGGGGAGGACAGCUGAACGUACAGAUAAUCGUUAACUACAAGAAAACUGAUGUGCGUAUCCAUGGUAACAUUGUGAACUGUCAGGUGGGAGAAGGAUGCACCAUGACGGUUACACAGCAUACAGAUGACGGUGACGAUGAUGAUGGCGAGGACACUGAUGACGAUGAUGUUAAGUCACCUGACUACACAGCAGAAAACGACGACGUGGCUACAACCAACGUACCUACAGAAAGCGACAACAUCGCAACAUGUAGUGAUAUCCCAGAUAGAGUUAACUCGGCGAGUUCUUCAGCUGGGGAAAAUGUUGAAAUACAAACCGACCAAUCACUACAGAGACGUGUAAAGAGAAAGACGGACCAGCCGCUGGAUCGUAUCAGUGAGAAACCCCCUACCAAGAAAACUCUUUACCAUGAACCGAGUCCAAGAACAACAGACAUCUGAUUGAUCAUCGUGGAAAGACAACUGGAAAUAACACAAUCACAAACAGUUCCUGCACGUUUGUAACUCUCUCACACCUCACACACACACAGAGAGAGAGAGAGAGAGAGAGAGAGAGAGAGAGAGAGAGAGAGAGAGAGAGAGAGAGAGAGAGAGAGAGAGAGAGAGAGAGAGAGAGAGAGAGAGAGAGAGAGAGAGACGUAGAUCAGAUACACACAGACAGAAAGAGGCAGAAACACAAAAAGUGACAGAGAGGAAACAAAAACCGACAACACGAUGAUUAAUAACACAAUUGCGGGAUGUACGUCUUGCAGUUAUUAUUUUUAAGAAUAAAAACCGAGUGAAUGGAAUUGUUA